Drosophila kikkawai is the source of this 1511-nucleotide messenger RNA. It is a transcript of the gene Ccz1, whose product is annotated as vacuolar fusion protein CCZ1. Gene Ontology annotation, biological process: vesicle-mediated transport. The record is from RefSeq and is a predicted model, not a curated record. Lineage: Eukaryota; Metazoa; Arthropoda; Insecta; Diptera; Drosophilidae. Gene Ontology annotation, cellular component: Mon1-Ccz1 complex; intracellular membrane-bounded organelle.
GCUUUUUCUCUAUUUACGUUUUGCCCGAAAUAAAUGUUUUUGUUUGCACAUUAAAUUUUUAAUUAUGGCGAAAUUACUGCAGCGCGUGGAAGUCACAUUGCGUAGCCUUUACGUAUUCAACUCCAGCUUCGGGGAGCGUGAAGGCGAGGAACAUAAGAAAAUUUUGUUCUAUCAUCCGAAUGACAUUGAACUGAACACAAAAAUCAAGGAUGUGGGUCUUAGCGAGGCCAUCAUACGCUUUACAGGGACUUUCACCUCGGAGGACGAUUGCCAGGCGUUGCACACCCAGAAAACCACUCAACUCUUUUACCAGCCAGAACCAGGAUAUUGGAUGGUCAUGAUGCUCAAUGUGCCCAAGGAAGUGCGCCUGAAGGAGGGCGUGGAGGUGAAUGACUACCGGGGAGCAGAGAUCUCGGACAGGAUCUACAGAGCAAUCCUAAGGCAAUGCUAUCGAAUGUUUUGCCUGCAGCACGGUACCUUCACAGCCCACGGAGUCCUAGAAACGGAUGCCGAGCGGCGAAGGGAACUGCUGGGACAGGAACUGCUCGGUUUCUACGAGAAGUACCUCGCCAGGGACCUAAAGGAUCUGGCCCACUGUGAUAUCAUCGACAUGCUGCAUUCCAUACAGUAUAUGCCACUGGACAAGUCCCUCUUUCUGCGGGCCCAGAAUUUUGGAAUGCUUGCCGAAACCUUUCCGGUUAUUAAGGAGACGGUGAUGCUCUACCAGGAGCAGAUCCUUUGCGGGGGAAAGCUACAGCCGGAGGAUCUCUAUAGCCUGCAUUCGUAUCUAGUGCAAAAUGUACUGAAAGUGGAGGCGAGCAGCUCUAACCUGGCGGUGAGUCCCUCGCUCAAGCGGAGCAUCAGCGAGAGUCAGUUGCCAGGAUUUGUGAGGCAACUAGAAGAGGAAGGGGAGGAUAAGCCCCUGAAGGUCUAUGUGAAUGUGGAGAAGCAAACCAAGACGUAUUACCUGCUCAUCUAUCGUGCUCUCCACAUAACGCUUUGUUUGUUCCUGGAAGCUGAUCAGCCUGCACCCAAACAGGAGCUCUACGAUGAACUAAACCUUUAUUUAAGUGGCCAAUUGACCUCGCUGGCCCGCGACAUAGCCAGCGAGCUGAACAAGGAGGCGGUGGGCUCAGCAGACAGCAACACAAAUGACAGCGAAACGGCAGCCAAGUACUUGUUCAUCAACGAACAGAGCCUGCAGCAUCACACCAACAUGCAGCGACACCUGCCCCAGGGGGGAAUCCCUCGCAAUGUACUAAGCAUCAUUGCGGAUCUGGCUAAUUCCAGUGGGAAAUCCGAAAACCUGGAAGACAGUGCCCCCGCCGAGGAGCUGCAGGUGAAGACCACCAACGAUUACUGGAUUGUGAAGAGGCGCUGCAACUUCCGGCAGUAUUAUGUGAUCCUUUGCAACAGCAAGUUCACCCUGCUGGACGUUACCCAGGAAGCAAGACGCAUUUUCGAACAGGAGCUUACAGAUGAUGUAUUCUUUGACAAAUAAAAAGGAGAAU